Penaeus vannamei (Pacific white shrimp) is the source of this 690-nucleotide messenger RNA. The record is from RefSeq and is a predicted model, not a curated record. NCBI's taxonomy places the organism in Eukaryota, Metazoa, Arthropoda, Malacostraca, Decapoda, Penaeidae.
AUGGAGUAUAUUAAUUGGCAGAACAGCCAUCAUUUGACAUCAGUUUCCUCUGAGAACAAUUUGUGUUUACAAUUAGUUUCUGAGAAAAUUUCCAUCAUGAGUCAAGUGAGCGUCUUCGGCGGGGACGACGUUGCCGUGGCCGAGCUGUGGUCUGCCAGGACGCACGGAAGGUUCCUCGAUGUCACCCUGGUGUGCAGGGGCGGCGCCCUCCUGUGCCACCGCGUGGUCCUGGCAGCUGCCUCGCCCCUCCUCGCCGCAGAGCUGCGAGGGGCGCACUCCGUCAUCAGCCUGGCUGACGUUCCCCUCCAGCAGGUGUACCUCGUGCUGCAGGUCAUGUACCGCCAGUCGUUCUCCUUCCCGCACGCGGAUCUGCCCGGAUUCCUCGCCGCUCUCCGCCGCUGCGGCGUCGACCCUCCCCGAUACGCCGUCAGCCGCGCUGACGUUCCUCGCGUGGAAGGCUCCAUCCUCCGGGCUUUGCUGAGUCGGCCUCCGGUUCCUUCGCCUCGACAGCAACAGAAUGGAUCGCCAACAAAACGUCUUCAAGAAGAUGCGGUGACGUCUUCGAGUGAUGCCCUCUUCUGCUGUAGCCGCUGGUGGAGCUGUUCCGACGAUCUAUUCGAGCACAGACUUUCGCCUGAACAUCUUGAUAGACGCGAGGACAACUGCCUCGUUUCUAGCACUACUGAUUAA